UUUUUAGGUUAUGUAGUGCUUGGUUGUUUCGUUGUGUUGUGAGAAUAAGUUUUGUAUCUUUAUUAUAAAAAAUAAAUACUUUGGUGUUUUUAAACUAAAAUAAUGAAUUCAUUGAAUAGAAAUAAAUCAAAAAUUACACAGAAUGAUCUUCGUAGAAUUAUGUCUGAGAAGAAACGGGAUUUAUUACCGCAGAAGGAGAAGAAAAUAGACUCACCUUACGCCAAAUAUCGAGAUGAUGGCAAGCUGACAUGUACGCUGUGCAAUAGUGUGCAUAUCGAAAAAGUAUGGAAAGUGCAUGUGAGUGGGCGACAACACCAAGAGAUGAUUCGUGUACAAAUGGAGAUGAACUCAAAACGGAUGGCUAAGAGCGCUACAACAAAACGACAUCUACCUGAGGGGGAUAGUGGACCUCCUAAAAAAAUCAAAGGAAUUCUAAAAAACUCUGCUAAACCUGAACUUCCUCCCGGCUUUUUCGAUUCAAAAGAAGAAAAGGUUUCAUUGAACAACAAAUCCAUUACAAAAAUGGAGGUUGAUACUGAUGACUCAACCAGUGAUAGAAAAAGUUCAACUGCGAACAGUGAUUCGAAGGAGGAGGAAGUCGAUGAUAGUGAAAAGACUGAAGAAGAUUUGAAAUCCACCACUGAAAUUCCUGAGGGUUUCUUCGAUGAUCCAAAGUUGGAUGCCAAAGCGAGGAAUAUCGAAUACAAAGACCCCAUCCAAGAGGAAUGGGACAGAUUUCAAAAGGAAAUCAAAGAGGAGAACACAGUCUCUGCGCAAAUCAUCGAAUAUGACCAAGAAGAGGCGAUCGCAGAACGACAGAUUGACGAAAUUGAUGAGCAGCUACGAAACUGGUCCAGAGUCCUUGAUUUGGAAGUGAAGAAGGAGAAAAUUCAAGCAGAACCAGUCACGAAAAUGGAAGAAACAACGGAACGUGAUUCCAGUGAUGAGGAACCCGAUUUUGACGAAUUCUUAGAUUGGAGGGCGAAAAAAUCGUUCCGAUGACCUGGUGAAAUAAGAGUUGCUCUCAUUUUGAAUUUAAUUGUAUCAAUUUCUUGCCUUAUUCUGGCUUUUUGAGUGUAAAAUAUGGGUCACUUCCGUGAAGAAAAAGUGUGGCGUAUUACAUUUACUUGAAAUGUGCACUUCAAGUAAUUCAUGUCGAGGAACACUUCAUUUUUUUCAAACUAAUUUUGAAUUGUAGUUGUUUCUCUCUCUUAUUUGGUCGGAAUUAUCUGUAUUGAGUGCUGUAUUAGUAUAACAGUAACAAAAAAGUGAGUUGUAAUUUCUGUAUUCAAAUUUGACAAUCCAGUCAUGGGUCAACUUUCUGUUUCAUUUGUGUAUUUAAAUAUAUGAAAUUGUGGAAAAUUACUAUAACGAAUGUACGAUAGUUUUCGAAUAUUCUAUUAUUAAACCCUGUAACGCUUAUUUUAUGUAAAUAAAUAAAUUUUUCAGAAUCUUGAA
Nilaparvata lugens (brown planthopper) is the source of this 1458-nucleotide messenger RNA. RefSeq names its product zinc finger protein 830. Lineage: Eukaryota; Metazoa; Arthropoda; Insecta; Hemiptera; Delphacidae. Gene Ontology annotation, cellular component: nucleus; spliceosomal complex. The coding region runs from base 103 to 1002 and encodes 299 amino acids. Gene Ontology annotation, biological process: mitotic DNA replication checkpoint signaling; nuclear DNA replication; mitotic DNA damage checkpoint signaling. Gene Ontology annotation, molecular function: zinc ion binding; nucleic acid binding. The transcript has 5 exons. The record is from RefSeq and is a predicted model, not a curated record.